Molecule: messenger RNA, 3446 nt
Organism: Scleropages formosus (Asian bonytongue)
Lineage: Eukaryota; Metazoa; Chordata; Actinopteri; Osteoglossiformes; Osteoglossidae
Product: ras and EF-hand domain-containing protein-like
Exons: 19
Coding region: 491-2626 (711 amino acids)
Molecular function (GO): GTP binding; GTPase activity; calcium ion binding
Source: RefSeq, a predicted model, not a curated record
GCGCGCGGCUCGGAGGGCGCGAGCGCAUUCCGACACCGCGGCACCUGUUUGCCCAGGCGCCGAUAAGACUCAUUCGCAGUGUUUAAAUAGUGAGUGUAUCCGAGCCCGACCUCCCCGUGGCAACAUUCGUACCAUGUUUUACUUUUUGCUCGACGAGGGGAAUGAAGUAGAACUCUCUGACUCGUUUACCUUCGCAGUUUCCUUCCGUUUCCUGCCGGACUGAGACGAGCGAGUGUCUGCGAGGCGCGGCGGACGGAGUGGUGUUUGGACCCCACCCCACAGUCUCCACACUCAUAUCCUCACCCCUGUCCCAGAGCUCUCCCAACUAAGGAGGUUUUUGCAGGAGAAUCACCUGGAGCACUGCGUGGGGCCAGCGGGGACACUUUGAUGUGCUUCCCUUUAAGCCCUCUCCACAUUCAAGGUGUGUCCAACCCAUCUCCAGAAGAACUUUGACCCACAUGAGUGUUGGUGGACAGCAGGGCCACAGAGCAUGGAGGAGGCCCUGCACCGGAGCGCCUCAGAGCGAGCCCACGAUGAUGAGCGCCUGGAUCUACUGGCGAAGACCCAGGAGUUCUUCCAGAUCUGUGACACGGAGAACAAGGGGUUUGUCGCCCGCAGGGACAUGCAGAGGCUGAAUGGAGAACUUCCCCUGACACCAGAGGAGCUCGAGAAUGUCUUUGACUCACUGGAUGCAGAUGGAAAUGGUUUCCUGACGCUGGAGGAGUUCUCCAGUGGAUUCAGUGAAUUCCUGUUUGGCCGGAGGAUCUCGGUAGCAGAGUCCAUGCCCGUGCUCUCACCCACCCUGGACUCAACAGAAACUUCGCCAGAACUGCUGUAUCAGAGCCAGUGGGAGGAGAAGUUGUUAGCUGAUGAGGAUGAGGAUGAGGAUGAGGAAGAGAAACACUUCUCCCAGCUGAUGGAGAGCCUCGGGGCAGACAGCGUGUUUGAGGAGCCAGGUGAAGUGCGCAACCUGUGGGUGCAGCUGCGCCGUGACGAACCUCACCUCGUGUCCAACUUUGAGGAGUUUCUGGCCCGAGUCAUCCAACAGAUCAAAGUGGUCAAUGAUGAGAAGGAGGAGAUGGAGAACACCCUCCGGAGGAGAGCAGCAACGCAUGAUGAUGAAAUCCAGCAUCUCUAUGAGGAAAUGGAGCAGCAGAUCAAGAGUGAAAAGGACCGCAUCCUCCACCAGGACUCUGAGCGCUUCCUGUCUCGCAGCCAGAACCUGGAGCUGCAGCUGUCCAGUAAAGAGCGGGAGCUGGAGAACCUUAUCCAAAAGCAGAAGAGGUUGGAGAGCCAGUGGCAGGAGCUCCACAGCGAACAGCGGCAGACUCAGGUGGAGAAUGUCAAGCUGAAACGGAUCAACGAGGAGUUGGUCAGGGAGCUGGAGCGCACCAGCCAGGAGCUGACCCUCACCCAGGACCAGCUGAGUCUGCUGCAGGAGCAGUCAUCUCAUCUGCGCGAGGACCGCGAAAUGGAGAUGUACCGUGUUACAGAAGGACUCCAGAGGGAAAAGGCAAGUCUGCUAAAGCAACUGGACCUUCUUAGGGAAAUGAACAAGCAUCUUCGGGAUGAACGAGACAUGUGUUACCUGAAACCUGUUACUCCAGCCACAGCACCCUCUCAGAAUCAGAGAUCUGGAUCCACCCCCCUGAAGUCCGCAGAGAGAAGACCAUCCGGUAAAAGUGAAGAUGAGAACGGAGCUACGCCGUACUUCAGGAGGAAGAGCUCACUGGGACUCAGCGGACUCACUCAGGAGGUAGAGGCCGAGGGUGGUCCAACAAAUCGGCGACACCUGCCCAGAAUAAUCUCGAUUGAGGAGGACCACCUGCCCCAGUUUCUGCAACAGGAGUUUCAGGCUCAGCUGCAACAGCUGAGUGAGGAAGAGGAGCAGCAGAAGGAACAGUUGACAAAUGGCAUCCAGCCUACUCAUACUCCGUCGCCCAGCAAGGUCUCCUCCCCCAGCGAUGAGGGUACACCGCUCUCGCCUAGGGGGCAACCGGUUGGCAAGGAAACGAUACUCCCUGAUGAGAAACCCGCUUCUGCUCCGGACCGCCUGUUCAAGAUUGUGGUGGUGGGCAACUCUGGGGUGGGCAAGACCUCCCUGCUACGCCGCUUCUGCGACGGCUUCUUCCACGCUGGCACCUCGGCCACUGUAGGCAUCGAUUAUAUUGUGAGGACACUAACCGUGGACGACACCCAGGUGGUUUUCCAGCUGUGGGACACAGCGGGGCAGGAGAGGUUCCGCAGCAUCACCAAACAGUUCUUCCGCAAGGCUGAUGGUGUGGUGGUCAUGUACGAUAUCACUGCCGAGCAGAGCUUCAAGGCUGUGCGCCAGUGGUUGUCCAGUGUGCAGGAAGGGGCAGGGGAAGAUAUUCCUGUCUUGCUGCUGGGGAAUAAAACAGACAGGGAGAACAAAAGAGAAGUCCAGAGGAGGCUAGGCGAGAUCCUGGCCAAGGACUGCCAACUUGAGUUCUACGAAUGCAGUGCUUUUUCAGGCUACAAUGUGACAGAGUCCAUGGUGCACCUGGCCAGGAUUCUGAAGGAGCAGGAAGACCAGGAAAAAGAGAAAACGGUGCAGUUGUUGGAUGACUCGUCCAGGAAACGGUCUUGCUGCUUACGGCAGUGAUCGUCUACCAAGGUACGGCUCGACCGUCCAUCCUGACGCGUCCGACUAGUACGCAAUGUCCUCACCCUGAGAAUCUCCAUGAGAGUCACCAAGGGCUGCGAACACAUUCCUGUGUAGAGGACCCAGUGCUGUGGUGGUGUGCUGAACCACCAGCUGCGCUUACAGCGGAAUGACUUUAUCAAAGGCACUCGGCACAAAUUAUACAAAUGAACGUAUGUAUGUAUAUAAAAUGGUAACCUAAUGUAACCUAACACUCAGAUGUGCAAUUAUGCCAGUUUACGUUAUUAGUAUACUAAUGUUUGUUGGUGUACAGACCAUAUGAUUAUUGGUGUGUAUUAUCUUGGUGUGAGAAAUGCAACUCAACAGUUUUGACAAAGCCAUUUUUGGGUGUACUUUUUUUAUAGAUACAAAAUAAUUGGAUUUGCGGUAAAUUGCUCAAAAAAGGAAUACUAUACUGUGCUUUUAAUUAAGUGUACAUGUUUUGCUCCUAGCCAUCAAAGACCAGCCUAGCCAUCAUUAAUGUUUUAAUGUCUGUUUUAAAGUCUGAGACUUGACAUAUGGCCACAUGUUACCAUAUGGAGGUGAUGUGCCAGGUGUUGAACUAUUUAUAAAAAAAAAAAAAAAAAAAGUGUUGUAUGACAUUUACAGUAACGGUUUCAGACCAUGUUUGUGGCCAGGUUAAACCCCCAGGGUUUUAUUACCUUUUGGUCUCCUAGACUCAGCACUCGUCCACUUUACAUUUCCGUUUGUAUAUGUGACAGUUAUUAUAUGUGCUGUUGAUACUGCUGUUUAUUGUGCAAAAUCAUUAAUAAAUGAAGCA